Zingiber officinale is the source of this 1607-nucleotide messenger RNA. RefSeq lists its product as uncharacterized. The transcript has 5 exons. The record is from RefSeq and is a predicted model, not a curated record. Lineage: Eukaryota; Viridiplantae; Streptophyta; Magnoliopsida; Zingiberales; Zingiberaceae. Bases 187 to 1308 code for a protein of 373 amino acids.
UCACGAGGCUAACCGGAUCAUUGUCCCAUUCUCAUCAUCCAGCUGCACGAUUGAACCUGCCCAAUUUCCCUGUACCGUUAUGCAUUUGAGCAGAGGAACGCGGACUACCGGGAGCGACAGAUCGACCCCUCCCUCAAUUCUCCGUCCCGGCGACCUUCAUCCGUUCCUCGACUAAAGUACGCACCAAUGAGUGGGCCAUCGGGAGUGAGGGCUCGACUUUCGCCGAGGUUCCCGAUGUCGCCUCUCAGUCCCAGAUCUGCAGCUGAUCCCCGCCGCUGCCUCUCCACUCUCCUAUUCCUCGCCGCCAUCGCAUUUCCUUGCACCUUCCUCUACCAUGCCGCCGACCUCGGCUUCCCCUUCCCGACGUCGUCCUCCCGACCGAGCCGCGACUAUCUUGCCGCUUCCUUGGAUACCGCCUUUCCCGACCAAGACACCGACCAAUUGGAAAAGAACGAUGUUAAGCUUGAGAAAGUUCUAAAGGAAGCAGCUAUGGAAAACAAAACAGUAAUAUUAACAACUUUGAAUGCUGCCUGGGCUUCUCCUGGUUCUAUUAUAGAUUUGUUUUUUCAAAGUUUUCGGACAGGAGAUGGAACAUACAGACUCCUGGACCAUUUGGUAAUCAUUGCCUUGGACAAGAAAGCGUACAUAAGGUGCAUAUCCUUGCAUACUCACUGUUUUGCUCUUUAUACUGAGGGAGUGGAUUUCUCAGAUGAGAAGAUUUACAUGACUGCUGGAUAUUUGUCAAUGAUGUGGAGAAGGAUAGAAUUUCUGCGUGUUAUUCUCGAAAUGGGAUACAACUUUAUUUUCUCGGAUGUAGAUAUCCUUUGGUUCCGUAAUCCAUUAACCCAAUUAUCUCCAGAUGAGGAUUUUCAAAUAGCCUGUGAUCACUUUACUGGUGAUGCUUUUGAUUUGGAAAACAUUCCUAAUGGUGGAUUCAACUAUGUUCAGUCUAACAACCGGUCCAUAGAAUUCUACAAGUUCUGGCAUGGAUCGCAGGGAACCUAUCCAGGAUUUCAUGAUCAGGAUGUACUAAACUUCAUUAAGCGUGAUCCUUUCCUAAUUGACAUCGGAAUAAAAAUUAGAUUCUUGAGCACUGCUUUUUUUGGUGGGCUUUGUGAACCAAGCAGAGAUUUCAGUAAGGUUUGUACAAUGCAUGCAAAUUGUUGUAUCGGCUUAAGUAGAAAGGUUCAUGAUAUGAGAGUUAUGCUUGGGGAUUGGAAGACAUAUAUGUCUCUUCCAUGGAAGUUGAAAAGAUAUGGAUCAUUCGCAUGGAGCGUACCACAAAAUUGCAGUCUUGCUCCACUGUAAUUCUCAAGUUCAGCUGAUCAAUAUCCUAAAAAAUGAAGUCUGUACAUUCUUCAGGAUGGAAUUAAUAAUUUAUUUACAGGUUACUAUGAAAAGGAUAUUCAACUUGUUCCUUGAUCUUUGCCUAAUUCUGGAUGUUCCCUUUUCCAGCUGUUGGAAGGCAAAAACACUAACCAAACGAUAAAGAUUUGUUAUAUUUUAUUAAAAUUCUUGACAGCUAAGGUUUGUUCUAUAUAUUGUUUGACCAUGAACUAAGAAAAGAGCAUGCAAAGUGCCAAGGAUAUUGCAAAUUGAACUUUUAA